ACGCACUGCCCCGGAACUUCGCCGUAACCUAUAUCAAAGUAUAUGCCAUAGUCUUGUUGGAUUGCAGCAGUGAUGUUGGUGAUCUUAAUGGAGGCUUGGAGAGCGGAUCUUGUCCAUGGGUGACUUGACAAACCUGUGUCGUUGCUUUAUGGAUCUUGUUUGUGUGAUGCAAAUCUGAACAGAUGCACUGAAUAAGGCACCACUGCAUGUGAACGUCCAUUGCAAAGUCUGAAGUAAUUUCACAUGCUCAAAGUAGUGUGACUGCAGCUGUGACACCAUGUGACACAUAUGUGUCAUAUAUAGGCUAUAAAAAUUUGGUUACAACUGGAACAGAACAAAAUCUUCAGGAUGGCGAGCACCCAGCAAUCUGCACAGGAAUUCCUCGGAAAUGGCCGAACUCUGCUAACUGAGGGACGUUUAAACUGUGAUCCUUUAAUUGAAGCCUUAAUCCAGUGCAAAUUCUUCAUAAAUCAUGAGCUAAGUUCAAUUGAGUCUGCAGAAAAUAGUCAGGAUAAGAUAAGGAUUUUGCUCGACAUAGUUUUUUCUAAAGGAGAAGAAGCCUGCUAUAAGUUUUUAAAAAUUCUUGACAAAAAAAGAUUUGAAGUAUUUCCAAGACCUGUUUUGGGUGAUCGGGAUUUACAUCACUGGAUUAGCUGCUUCUCCUUCAAGGAUGAACCACAAUCUCAGACUGCAAACCUAGCAGACCCAGAUCCUUGUGCCGCAUACCAAGGCCUUUUGAGAUGGAAAGCAAGACAAAUACUGGAAAAUAAAUGGAACCAAAGCAUGAUUUUUUUUAAAAAUGAGCAUAAAAGCAAACCCUUCACAUACAUACCCCUUGUUAUGGACACAGAUUCUAGUACAGUUUCAAAACUUAAGAAGAACAAGGGAUACAAGAAAUCUCGCUCAAAAAAACUUACGACUUCCAUACCAACAAACAAGAAAAUGUUGUCUCCCAAAGACUUACUUAUGAAUGAUGAGAAAAGCAUCCUACUUGUGGGGAAACCUGGAGUGGGCAAGACAACAGUUGCACUAGAGAUUCUUAGACUCUGGACUGAAGAGAAAAGCAUUCCAGUGAGUUACAUGUUUUAUUUUGAUGAGCCACUGAUGAGAGUUUUCUCCCAGGAUCCAAAUCCUCAUAUGUUGAAGGAUCUUAUUUUUCACCAUUACAUAUGCCCAGAAGAAGCAUCAGAUCAAGUUCUAGAAAAUAUUGAGAGCAAUUCAGAAAAUGUUGUACUCAUUUUUGAUGGUAUCAUGGAUGUGACUGGAAACAACGUGAUUAAGCAGCUCAUGGGGAAAGAAUUUUUGAAAGAUGCCAAGGUCUUGACCACUUGCAGACCAGAAGCUGAGGAUACAGGUUACCUGUCAGACUGGCCAUCUUAUCGAGUAGAGGUUCAGGGUUUUAGUCAUGGGUCCAUCUGUGAAUACUUCAAAUGGAUGCUGGGAACAACGGAUGACAUUGGUCCUUUGAAAAACCCAGAGUUAUUCAGUUUGUGCUCUGUACCAUUGUAUGCCUUUAUAGUAACUGCCUGCAUUUCAGUAAGUCCUGUUGAAGCCAGGAAUAAGCCUUUUACAAUUACGGAGAUGUACGUCCAAAUUUUUCGCUUUUGCAUGAAACAACACGGGCACCAAAAUGUGGAGCACUUAGAUAAGUACAUUACGGACAACAAAAGGGACAUCAUGAAAUUAGCUCUAGCCUCCUAUCAAGCAAUGCUAGCAAGGACAGUGAACCUGACAGAUUUGGAUCAUGAAGACAAGCCUGUGCAAAAUGCUUUCUUGACAAAGCAAUUGUGGAACCCAUCCACAACCUCUUGCAAAGUGUAUGCAUUCCUUCAUAAUACAAUGCAAGAGUUUUGGACAGCCCUCUUUCUAAUUUUAAAUCCUGACAAGAUCACUAAUGUGCUUGAUCAAUGUCACAGCGAAGAAGAUGGAAAAUACCUUAAAUAUAUUAUGCCAUUUUUGUCUGGACUUCUCUCUGAUAAUCUAGUUGAGCUUAUAAAGUGUUUGGUGCCAGUAGAACAGAUAGAAGCUACACGUGCAGAGUACUUUCAACAGAUUAUUGACACUUUCCUUUACACUAAAGAACGGAAUCAAGAAGGUGAUUUCGAGCAGUUUGUGGACGUUGACAACAUCCUGUUUGUGUGUCGAUGUCUUUAUGAGUAUCAAUCUCCUAAGGCAUGCCUACUCUUCCUGGCAAAGGUUCAGUAUGAGCUUGAUUUAGAGGAACAAACCCUUGAUCCCCACCAGUGCUGCAUACUAUCCUAUGUGGUCAGUCAAACUAUGCAUCAGAAUAUUGAUUUGAACCUCACAAAUUGCAACAUUUCUGACCCUGGGGUGAAAUUACUUCUUGGCUCGUUGAAAAAUCUUAAAUUUCUCAGGUCAACAAGCAGCUUGCAGUCUCAAAUGUGGAGAGUGGCUUUUGAAGCAGGACAGUUUUCAGAUUUUGAUAGCCUGCUUAGCUUAUUCAGCUUUGAAAUGCACCUCUAUGCACAUGAAACACAAGACCAGAAAGUGUUUCAAAGGAUAGGAGAAGUCCUUAAAAAGAAGAGAUCAGAAAGUGUUCAUCUUUUCCUUCAUGUAAAUGAAAAACUCAUAACUAGACCUUUGCAGAAGGCCAUUUUUGAGAGCUUAUCCAAUAUCGCAACCAUUAGGUACAACCAGUGAACACAACACUUACUUCCGGAUGUAAUCUAAAAUUAUUUAGUUUUAUUCAAGUAAAAAUAUGGUUUAAUUUAACACCUAUAAUACAUUCCACAAUAAUUCAAAUGAAUUGAUUUUUUUUUUUUCUUAUUUUAUAUAUAUUCUUUAUUUAUUUAUUUAUUUUUUGUAGGAUUUUCCCCCAUCAGUUCAAAGUAGCAAUAGAAACAGACCUCUAUGUUCAAGGAGCUAUUUAUGAGAUGAAGACUGGUCAACGAUGUGUAAGGAAACUGCUGUCUGUUUUCAGCAACAAUCAAAGAGAAAACUUUGAGGAGCAGUGUAAAUUUUUGCUAAAUCUGCAAGAACAUGGUAAGAACAUGGAUGUUCUUCCAGUUUUGCAACCUGUUUUUUAUGCAUUGCCAACCACAUGGGUUGUACAGCCUUCAAACCCAUCAAUGUCACUGCUCUUCCAAACCAUGGAAGCUCUAAAUUUAAAGAAGCCCGCUGAACUAGAUAAUGUUCCAUACACGCUGAGUGAACUUAAACUUGUUCUUCAGUAUAUGCCCUAUGUUACAGAAAUGAGGUUCAGUGCUGCUCUCAGACAGCCUAAAGACAUCCACAAAAUUGUGAAGAUUGUUACUGAUCUUUUCAUUCUCGCAUCUGAAUGUGGAGAGGAGAAACUAAGGAGCCUUUCUACAGUAUGCAGUUACUCAACCUUUCCCUUUGCUGAAGACAGCAAAGACAUACAGAGCUUUUUCCUUUUGGAUCUCUUCACCCAGCUGAAAGAAAGUUCAUCAUGGAAGACAGUACUGCCAGCAUUAAAGCCCAUUCUUAUGGUUGCCCCUGCUGUAUGGACAGUGGACCUACUAAAACUAGAGAAGACAUUUGCUCUAAUUGAACUCCUAAAGCUUCAGGCCGUCACAAAACCAGUGGAGCUCAGGAGUUGGUCAUGCGAAAGAGAAAAACUUAAGAUUUUCCUGCAUUGUUUACCCUAUAUUUCAAAACUUUGCUGUGAUGAGCAGUUUUUCCAGACCGUGUGUGAGGUCCUCUCAGCAGACAAUGAAUGGAAUCCAAAACAGAUCGCUGAGCUUUUGAGAUCUCUUGGCUUUAGCAUUUCAUUGAUGGAUAUGCUGCCAAGUCGCCUCUGCAAAGCUGUUGGCAACAUUUUCGAACUGCUGGACAAAGAGGACAUCUCCCUCAGUCUUCUCCCUCAAAAGAUCUCUUAUCAAGGUUGUGCCUACCUCUUUUCAAAUAUGAAAAAGCUUCAAACCUUGAGAGUAAAUGAAAUUGCAACUUCAAAGCUGGCAAGACUGGUUAGGUCACAUAAAGAAAUAAAUUCCGUAACGGUGGAAGAGCUGUCUUUGGUUUUGUCAAACUCUCAUCUGCCAGAGAGAGAACUUUGCCAGCUAUUGAGCAGCCUGACUUCUCUUCUUAGAGUCUGGACAGUCCACAACUUGAACCUUUCUGAGUUUAAAAUUGAGCCUCACUUGCUCUGUGUGCUGUGUCAUCAGGGUGCCUUGUCCAUUAAAUUUAAUAAAGAGACUCUGGAACAACUAGCAGAAGUUGUGUAUGAUGCUCAAGAUGAAAAUCUGACACGGUUGUUCCUGGAGAAAAUUGAUGGUGAUUUGUCCCCUUGUGGUUUGUCCUGGGAUGUUUUAUCUUAUCUAGUUCAGGUCACGAAAAAGCAAGUGACACUAGACCUUCCAGAAGGCAGAUUUAAUGUUCUCAAAGUUCCAAGCCUUCUUGCUUUACUGGACACAGUCUGCUUUAAAAGGAUAAGCCCACGAUUUGUCAGGGCUGCACUGAAAGAGAUAUAUCAAAAACGUGCAGGUCAUCUAAUUGUGAAAUUAGUAAAAUCUUCAGCUAACCUGAUUAACCUUUGCAUGAGAGAGUUGGAUUCAACUGAUUGCAAAGCCCUCUGCUUUGCCCUGCACUAUAGUGAUGGUGUUAAGCUCAACCUGUUAAACUCUGUCAUUCCAAAUAAUGAGACGGACAACAUUGUAAAACUUAUGCACAGAGUUUCUGAUCUGAGGGUUGAUAGAAAGCUGCUGUUGAGUUUUCUUCAUGCCUCCAUGGACAUGGAAAAACAAGGAUAUUCAGUGUCUGCCCUCUUGAGGGCCCUGAACCACAAACUGGACUUCUCCUGCAAUUCUUCCCUCAGUAGUGGCCGUUUUGGUCAAGAAAAUGGGGAUGUUCUAACUCUGAGUCUUACGGAUUUUACAGCCAUUUCUUCUGCCAUUAAUAUAUCAACAUGUGACACAGAAUUAAUUUUAUAUGACUGUCAAGCAGAUGAUUCUGCAUUUGAGGUUCUCUUCCCUAUUUUGCACAAAGUGCAUCUUCACUUGGGCAGAAGCCUUCUUUGUCAGUUUCUGACAUUGAUUUUCAAUGUCCCCAUGGCUAUGUCUUUGAAAUGGGCAUCAUCACUUUCCAAAGCACUUGGAAAAGAGCUGGACCUCAGUGACACUCCUCUUAACUACCGCACAUGUGAGUCUCUGCAGUUAGUCUUGGAUUACACAGAGGACCUUACACAUCUUAAUCUCAGUCAUUGCCAGAUCACAGAUGCAUGCUUGGAUCUUUUCCUUCCUCACCUUCACAAAAUGAUGAUUUUAGAUCUUACUGGAAAUGACAUAACUGACAAAGGAGUACAGAGACUGCGCAUAGCCUUAGAUGGAAACAGUUUCACAAAGACCAUAUGCCUUUGUGACAACCAAAUAACAGAAAUUGGCCUCCUGGUGGAAGAAGCACGCUUUGAAACCCAACAGACUGGUACAAGAAGAUGCACCCAACCACAGCAUUACAGCACAAAAGAUUUGGAAUCAAAAAUCAAAACAGAAAAGAAGAAGGAAGAUCCUAUAAAGGAGUUUGAGCCUGAACUAGAAGUAAAUAAUGGCAGGAUUUCCUACAGGUUUCAGUGCACAUCUGAAGGCCUUUUCAUGUGCAGAACAACUGGGCUGUUGUUUGGAUUAAAAGGAAGUGGAUGUGUAGAGUACAGUGUGGUUCACUGGGAUAUGCGUCUCCUUAUCAACACUCACUAUGAGCCUGCUGGACCUAUGUUUGAUAUCAAAACCACUACGGCAGAAAUCUAUGAACUUCAUCUUCCACACUGCGAGACACAUGUUGAUGCAAUUGGAAAUCUUUCUGUUGUCCAUAUACACAACGAGGACACCCGGGAAUUCCUCUCUCCAGUUAAAAUUUCAAAAAAGCAUAUAGCUGUAAAUGUCUGUAGGUUAUCUCACUAUGGCGUUGUGCAUGAGAAUGAUCAGAAUAACAGAAUGAUCAGAGGGCAGGUGCUGCUGUUUCAGGAACCCGAUGUGUCACCAACCCUGCAAAGGCUAUGGGUUUUCCUAUUGCCGAGCAAUGUCCCACUCUCAGAGAUAAAAAAUCAGCAACAAGAGUAUGUGUUCAUCCAAACCAGCUCUGAAUGCAAACUAAUGACAAAUGCAAAGUAUACUCUGAUCUCAAAAAUAGCCAAAAAAAUCCAACCAAAGCAAAAAUUAUUUGAACUCUUGCAUGAUGGUAAUCACCAUCCUACAUUUGAGGUCUUCUUAGAUAAAGAUGUGACUGAACUGCAAAUUAAAGUUCAGCAUAAAAUAAAGGAAAGUGGUAAUAUCACUUUCAAAACUACAUGGAAACGUUUGAUAAUGCUCAAGAAAAACAGAGAUAAUCACACCGAAAUGAUAUCUGAAGAACAUUCUAACAAUCAAGAAAAAAAAUGGAUAUCUGAUCUUGGUGAAAUAAUGGAGGAUCUGAAAUGUGAUGAGUUCAAGAAGUUAAAGCAUUUAAUGAAUAACACUAAGAAUAGAGUUUGCAUUCGUUGGACGAAGCUUGAAGAAGCAAACAACAGGUGUGAGUUGGCGAGUUUGGUUGUUGAGACGUGGGGAUUCAAAGAAUCAGUGAAAGCCAUUCAUGAGCUCAUGAAGAAGCUGCCUCGCAAUGAUGAAUUUGUCACAGACCGACUGAAGCCAUACGUAACACAGUUUGGCCUUGAGGGUUAGAGGCCUUGCAAUCAUAUUGUGAAUAGACAUCAAUAUAAAAGCACUUUACGUGAACACUCAACGACAGAUUACCACAGAUUGGUAUUACUGUAUAUCUGACUCUUGUUUCAUUGUACUUCAAUUGUAAAUUCUAAGUAUAACUAUGUGAUUUUGUAAAUUGUAGAUUGUAUAAAUGUUCAGGUUGCUUACAUGUACAUAUAUUUAUUUAGCAGAUGCUUCAAUCCAGAGUGAUUUACAAAUGAGGAAUACAACAUUGGCAGUAACAUGGGAAGCGCUGCAAUAUGAAUAUACUGUAAUUGUGAUGUUGAAUUGUUUCUGCAUGUUAAUCUGUUUAUAUGAGAAUUAUAUGCAAAGACUUCACAAAUGAAGUUUAAAAAUGUACAUCUAAUAUUUCUUGAUGAAUGUGGAAUCAACACAGUAAGUAAACAAAAAGUUUGAUGAAAGAAAUAAAAAGUUUAAUUGAA
Molecule: messenger RNA, 7093 nt
Organism: Ctenopharyngodon idella (grass carp)
Lineage: Eukaryota; Metazoa; Chordata; Actinopteri; Cypriniformes; Xenocyprididae
Product: NACHT, LRR and PYD domains-containing protein 1a
Exons: 21
Coding region: 2895-6629 (1244 amino acids)
Biological process (GO): regulation of apoptotic process
Cellular component (GO): cytoplasm
Molecular function (GO): protein binding
Source: RefSeq, a predicted model, not a curated record